This is a messenger RNA of Rhinolophus ferrumequinum (greater horseshoe bat), 1786 nucleotides long. RefSeq names its product ADP ribosylation factor 1 (gene ARF1). Gene Ontology annotation, biological process: vesicle-mediated transport; intracellular protein transport. Gene Ontology annotation, cellular component: cytoplasm; plasma membrane. Bases 179 to 724 code for a protein of 181 amino acids. The transcript has 5 exons. Gene Ontology annotation, molecular function: GTP binding; GTPase activity. Lineage: Eukaryota; Metazoa; Chordata; Mammalia; Chiroptera; Rhinolophidae. The record is from RefSeq and is a predicted model, not a curated record.
GCGGGGCUGCGGAUGGCCCUCCCCAUUCCCCAGCGUUCCCCGCGGCAGCAGGCACUGACGUGGCCGCCGUCAGAGCCGCCAUCUUGUGGGAGCAAAACCAACGCCUGGCUCGGAGCAGCAGCUGUGCCUCGGCCGCUGAGGGUUUCUCUGGCCAGUGUCACUCCCUGCAGUCGACAGCAUGGGGAAUAUCUUUGCGAACCUCUUCAAGGGCCUUUUUGGCAAAAAAGAAAUGCGCAUCCUCAUGGUGGGCCUGGACGCUGCGGGGAAGACCACCAUCCUGUACAAACUGAAGCUGGGUGAAAUCGUGACCACCAUUCCCACCAUAGGCUUCAAUGUCGAGACAGUGGAGUACAAGAACAUCAGCUUCACCGUGUGGGACGUGGGCGGCCAGGACAAGAUCCGGCCUCUGUGGCGCCACUACUUCCAGAACACACAAGGUCUCAUCUUUGUGGUGGACAGCAAUGACCGAGAGCGUGUGAAUGAGGCCCGGGAGGAGCUCAUGCGGAUGCUGGCGGAGGACGAGCUCAGGGAUGCUGUCCUGCUCGUGUUCGCGAACAAGCAGGACCUCCCCAACGCCAUGAACGCAGCUGAGAUCACAGACAAGCUGGGCCUGCACUCUCUGCGCCACAGGAACUGGUACAUUCAGGCCACCUGCGCCACCAGUGGGGAUGGGCUCUAUGAGGGACUGGACUGGCUGUCCAAUCAGCUCCGGAACCAGAAGUGAGCUGCACUCCUCUCCCCCCUCACUCCCUCUUCCGCCCUUGCUUUCUUCUCAUGUGGCAGACGUGCCCCUGUGGUGUGAGUGCCAGAAGCUGUCUCCAUGGUUGGUCCCAGUGUGCUUCACCAUGCUGUACAUGUGCAGACGCAGCCUGCAACCGGGUUUUUAUUUAAUGUAAAUAGUUCUUGUUUCCAAUGAGGCAGUUUCUGGUACUCUAUGCAAUAUUACUCAGCUUUUUUAUUGUAAAAAGAGAAUCAACCCACUGUUAGUACUGAGAAGGGAUUGUAGGCACCUGGGGCCUCCAGGAGCUGCUGUUAGACCAGCCUGACACUCUUGAGAUUUAGAUCUGUGUUGAGAUCCAUUUUGGUGGUUGGUUUUUAACCCAAACUCAGUGCAUUUUUUAAAAUAGUUACAAAUACAAGAUAAGGAGACACUUGAACACACAGAAGGGAGAAAUGUGCCUAGUGUAGGUUCUGCAGUAAUGGCCUGAUCCCAGUCCACCCAUGGUCUGUCUUCUAUCUGGAGCAUGUGGCGGGCAGAGCCAGCCACGAUAUGUUCUACAUGGUCACAUACGGUUCCCGUGAUUGGCUGGGUCAUCCUGCAUCCCAUAGCGUUUGUGCUUGUACUUGUGCUUACACCACCACCCAGGGGAUGGGCUGGGGGCUGUGGCCACUGCUCAGACCCCUCGGAGGGACCCCAGAUUUCCCUUGGGUCAGCAUGGGUGCUUUGGUGGGACCACUGUGGCCAGAGCGGGAGCCUUGUGGUCCCCACGCAUGUUUGCUCACUCCAGGGUGUCUGGGUCUCACCAGCAGGAGCACAGGCAGAUGGGUGGUGGGUCAUCCUAGAGUCCAGCCCCUUGGAGCCCCCGUCCACAUGUGCUUUCACUCCCUCAGCCUGCAAGGGUCAGAUUUGCCAUCAAAAACGACAACCUCUACUUUUUUUCUUUUGUAUUUUGAUAAACACUGAAGAAGCUGGAGCUGUUAAACUUUAUCUUGGGGAAAACCUCAAAACUGGUUUAUCUGGUGUCGUGGAACCUCUUACUGCUUUCAAUACACAAUUAGUAAUCAA